Messenger RNA from Oncorhynchus keta (chum salmon), 1799 nucleotides. RefSeq names its product calcium regulated heat stable protein 1 (gene carhsp1). Gene Ontology annotation, cellular component: cytoplasm. Gene Ontology annotation, molecular function: mRNA 3'-UTR binding. The record is from RefSeq and is a predicted model, not a curated record. Gene Ontology annotation, biological process: regulation of mRNA stability. NCBI's taxonomy places the organism in Eukaryota, Metazoa, Chordata, Actinopteri, Salmoniformes, Salmonidae.
ACAACAUAUAGAGUUGAGAGAGUCUCUCUCCUCGGGUGCUGAGAGGUCUGCAUCAGGCAAUAACAACAUAUAGAGUUGAGAGAGUCAGAGAGUCUCUCUCCUCGGGUGCUGAGAGGUCUGCAUCAGGCAACAACAACAUAUAGAGUUGAGAGAGUCAGAGAGUCUCUCUCCUCGGGUGCUUAGAGGCCUGCAUCAGGCAAUAACAACAUAUAGAGUUGAGAGAGUCAGAGAGUCUCUCUCCUCGGGUGCUGAGAGGUCUGUAUCAGGCAAUAACAUCAUUUAGCUGGCGGGUGUCCCGGAGUUGAGAGAGAACUUGGGGAAAUACAAUGGCUCAAUUACACUUGACAUGUGGACUGACGAUUUUAGAAAAAUAGGUACGGCAACCUUUUGGUUUCUCUCUCUCUCUAAAAACAGAAAUAAAUCAUUGUGUAGAUAACUACCUGUCUUUAUGUACUACAGUGGGAGAGUGAUAGCCCCUCUAUAGAAGGGGCAGCAGCAUACCACCCUGCAUACCACUGCUGGCUUGAAGAGAGUAGGGGUGUUAACCCUGGGCACGGCCGCCUUUUGGUUUCUCUCCGUCUAAAAACAGAAAUAAAUCAUUCUAAAUAACUACCUGUCUUUAUGUACCACGGUGGGAGAGUGAUAGCCCCUCUAUAGAAAGUGAGUUUCUGAAACACAGAGUCCUUCUCUACUGAGGAGAAGAAGAGGCUGAAUGAAAGAAGGCACAGCGAGGAUAGGGGAGGGGGAACAGUUUGCCCAUAUUUUCAAGACCUGAGCUAGUUAAUUUAUUUAAUUAAUGAAAUGUACUAGUUUAUUUAGGCAAUUUUAAUAUUCAUCGAGGUCCGGCCUAUUUAGUAGGCUAUUUACAGCAACAUCUAUAUUUGUCAUCAUAAAGCUGAGUGACCCAGCUCAUUUCUGGCUUUGGAUCAAAAUAAGUACCAACUUGGUCAAAACAUUUCUAUAUUGAAGACUACUCUGCUCAUAUUGGUUGUGUUCAAUUAUUUGUGGAGUCGUCAUGGUUACAAUGAAGAAUGGAAUCCAAAUAUAUCCAAUCAUAUUCAUACUGAAUAAUUAGAUGUGUGUCACAAGGUUGUCAUUGUUCCUUUUUUUUAAAUGUUGCCUGCCUUUUAUUUUGUGGUCGUGGUGUGUGUGUGUGUGUGUGUGUCUGUGUGUGUGUGUGUGUGUGUGUGUGUGUGUGUGUGUGUGUGUGUGUGUGGUGUCUGUGUGUCUGUGUGUGGUGUCUGUGUGUGGUGUCUGUGUGCUUGUGUGUGUGUGCUUGUGUGUGUGGUGUGUCUGUGUGUGUGUGUCUGUGUGUGUGUCUGUGGUGUGUGUGUGCAGGGCGGAUCGGGCAGCGGAGGGGCCGUCGUUCAGCGGGUGUAAGUGUUUCUCUCGGACUAAAGGACACGGCUUCAUCACACCAGCCGAUGGAGGCAGCGACAUCUUUGUCCACAUCUCAGAGUAAGACGGGGAAUACGUGCCAAUGGAAGGAGAUGAGGUGAGCUAUAAGGUGUGCUCCAUCCCUCCCAAGUACCAGAAGAUCCAGGCGGUGGACGUCACCAUCACCCACCUCAACCCAGGAUCGAAGCACGAGACCUGGGGCGGGCGUUGCUCAGCUCCUCCUGAGUCCCGGAGGUUUCUGGAGGGGAGAAAUGGCAACAGGGAAAGGGUCCUUUUCCCGAAGGGACAUAUGGGUUAAUGCUUGUUGUGGGAGGAAAUGGAAAGGUUGGUAUUUGAAUAGAGAAGACGUGUAUCAUUAGACGGGAAGGUUAAUUAAAUAAAGCUGCAUCGCUUCAACAAGA